Messenger RNA from Helianthus annuus (common sunflower), 1560 nucleotides. RefSeq names its product SH3 domain-containing protein C23A1.17-like. The coding region runs from base 1 to 1560 and encodes 519 amino acids. The transcript has 4 exons. NCBI's taxonomy places the organism in Eukaryota, Viridiplantae, Streptophyta, Magnoliopsida, Asterales, Asteraceae. The record is from RefSeq and is a predicted model, not a curated record.
AUGGCAUCAUCUGGUAGUGGAGUAUCCAACGCGAGCGACCCGAUGGCCUUUACCUCUAAUGAUGAGAUGGCCACCGACUCGGGAGUUUACACCUCAGACACCACGAGCACCGAUGAAGACGAUUUCCAGCCGUUUGCCCUACCGAUCUUCGGAGACGACGUACCCCUAGCUGAUGGCCCACCAGGAGAGGACCUACCCCUUGUUCCAAUCCCUGCCCCUCACCCCUUCGCUGCAGUUCCCUUUGAGGAACAACCUCUCGACGCGUUACCCGAUGGUGACAUCGACCUACUCAUCGAGGGUCCCCCCGAGGGAGACCAGGAUGGUGGGGCCCCGAUGGAGGACGGUGUUCCGCUUGCCGUUAUCCCAGUUGUUGAUCCCAUUGUUCCCAUGGUUGAGCUUCCUGAUAUGGAGGUUCAUUCUGAUUCGUCCGCCUCAGGUUCUUUUGAGUCGAUAGCUUCUUCUAUCCCACCAUUGGGAUUCGGUUACAUUCCUUGUAUUGAUGGUGAUGAGGAGAUGGAGAUAGGGGACGAGUUGAUCCCUGAGGAGCAGCCUGCUGAGGCUCCUGUUCUCCCAGAUGAUCAGAUUCCUGUUAUGCCUGCUGAUCAUCAGCCCGCUCCAGUCGUUCCAGAGCCCAUUCUUGCCCUUGACCCUGUUCCUGUCAUUGAUGCACCCGCCGUUGCACCACCAGCCAUUGAGACCCCAGAGGUAGCACCCAUACCCGACCCUAUGGCGAUUUUUGAUGACCUGGCACCGUUUGCUACCCACAUUGACCCGAGAUACGCUAACACCAGCAAUGGGUGGAUCGAGGAGGAUGACUACCCUCCGUAUGUGGUCCCAGUCACUCCCACUACCAUACCUGUUACUGCACCACUCGAUAUUCAGGUGUUUCCUCCACCCACUUCUGAUGCCCCUCGUACCGAUCUUCCAAUUACUUUUCUCCAGGACAUUCCUCCGCCACAACCUGGGGAGGGAUUGUCGAGUCAGCCUUUCGGCCACACACCAUUUAUGUCAGGAGAUAGCCAGUUCUUACCACAGAUCCCUUAUCCUGGUUUUGUUCCACCCGUGUCAUCUACUGCACCCUUCAUGUCUCAGUUUCCCCAUACCACUUUACCAUUUACAUCUACCCCACACACUACACAUCCAGCUUCAGCCCCGAUGGGUGAGCCAUUUCUAUGGUCAUCACCCCAUGUUAUGCCAGAUUCAGAUGUUCGUUACCUUCCUCUUGACCAACAGGUUGCUUUCGUAGGAGGACUUGGUGUAGUUGCGCCGAUUGCUUUUCUCUCACUUUCCACCUCCUCCGCCGCCAUCGGCAUAGCCACUUUUGAUUUAUUGCAGAAAAUACCUCCACGACGUGAAGCACGCAUGCCGACUACCCAGGCAGAACUGCAAGGAAUCAUCGCUGCCGCUAUUGCGCAAUACGCUGCUUCUCAAGGAGAAACAAGCGGAAACAUUUCAAACAACAACAACAACCCUCCGAAUGGGUGUACUUUCAAGCAAUUCUUAGAUUGCAAGCCGCAAAACUUUGAUGGCACUGGAGGUGCCGUGGCUUUUACCCGUUAG